Molecule: messenger RNA, 1055 nt
Organism: Dendronephthya gigantea
Lineage: Eukaryota; Metazoa; Cnidaria; Anthozoa; Malacalcyonacea; Nephtheidae
Exons: 3
Coding region: 1-831 (276 amino acids)
Molecular function (GO): nucleic acid binding
Source: RefSeq, a predicted model, not a curated record
AUGAGUGACGCAAUCAAAACAAACAAGUGGGAUUCUCCCGGAGUGAAAGAAUUCAAAACAGUUAAGAAUGAAUUGACCACCACGGCACUAGGAAUUGAGAGGAUCAAGAAUUGUAAUUCCAGCUGCGUGGCAACAACGCGCAAUAGACACGAGACGCACUUAGGCAUUGAAGAGACAAAAUCACUAAUUCGUGAGAAAAUAUGGUUUCCGCAAAUCGAUAAUCGAGUAAAGGACACAAUCGAACAGUGCAUAGCCUGCCAGGCUGCAGAUAGACCAAAACACCCCGAAUCUCUACGCAUGACAGAAAUGCCAGAACUACCAUGGACAAACACAUACGUAGACUUCCCACAAUCAAGGAAAUCAUCAAAUUGGUGCUGUUUUCUUAAACUUUCAACGUUUUUAACGAACGAAAAUCUUUCUAAUCUUUAUUAUGAUGGAAAGAGAGUUAAAUGGAAUGGAGAUUUGAAUUUACUGAAACAAAUUACAUCUGAAACCUUUCGCCUCGAUGGAAAAUGGUCUUCGCCUGGUGGCAAAAGAAAGAAAUUUGUUAGCUCGAACACAGAUCUCAGUUUUACUUGGUGUCCGGACAAACAAAACUCGUUGAUCUUCCAAGGGAACGCAAUGGUAGAAAGAUUCAUGCAACCGUUGGGAAAGGCACUAAAGACAGCAAAGCUAGAAGAAAGACCAUGGAAACAAGAGUUAUAUCGUUUUCUUCUUCAAUAUCGGACAACCCCGCAUUGUACCACAGGUGUACCAUCAUCAAAACUAUUAUUUAAUCGUAUUGUAAAAGGAAAGAUCCCAGUGAUCACGCGAAGGAAAGUCAUGCAUUAAAAGACACAAAGAAGCUCGAGACAACGAAAGAACAAAGAAGGAAAGAAAUAAAGAAUACGCUGAUCAUAAAAGAAAUGUAGAAAAGAGCGAGAUACAUGUUGGUGAUUAUGUGUUAGUUCGACUUCAACAGGAAAAGAAAAACAAACUAACAACGAAUUUCAACCCAGAACCAUACAAAGUUAUUUCAAGGAAUGGUGUAGAAGUAACAGCUCAACAAAAGAAUG